Messenger RNA from Rhagoletis pomonella (apple maggot), 2778 nucleotides. RefSeq names its product lysophospholipid acyltransferase 7 (gene frj). The transcript is spliced from 6 exons. Gene Ontology annotation, biological process: lipid modification; phosphatidylinositol biosynthetic process. Gene Ontology annotation, cellular component: membrane; mitochondria-associated endoplasmic reticulum membrane contact site. The record is from RefSeq and is a predicted model, not a curated record. Gene Ontology annotation, molecular function: lysophospholipid acyltransferase activity. Lineage: Eukaryota; Metazoa; Arthropoda; Insecta; Diptera; Tephritidae. Bases 98 to 1579 code for a protein of 493 amino acids.
UUCUGAUAACAGCGAUUGCAUUUCUUUGUUGAUUUUUUAUUUGUUUUAGCAGUUUUCAGAAGUGCUAGUCUACGUAUUUAAUAAAAAUAUUAAAAUUAUGAGCCUUGAUGACGUGAUCUACGUCAUCUGCCUACUUGGCUGUAUCGGCGUGGGACAUUAUAUCAAAAAAAUAAGCGAUGAAACGCAACGAAAAUUUAUUAGCACCGGACUCGGAUUGCUGGUGGUUUUUAUAGCUUCAGGGUACCAUGCCUUGCAUUGCAUUACUUCUACGGUCGUAGGAGCGUUGGCUGUAAUCUACGUGCACCCAAGCCAAGGCCACUUGAUUACAUUUUGCAUAAUGUUCGGUUAUUUGGUAUUCUUUCGUUUGGUACAUUGGUUUGGUCUGCCAAAUUAUCCUGGCCACACCAAUAUGGUACAGAUGAUACUGACAUUGAAGGUUUCCGGUGUAGCCUUUGAAAAGACGGCUGCUUGGAAAAAAUUGCGGCAACGUGAUAAAGAAAUUGCUGAAAGAAAGACUGCUGAAGGCACAACAUCAAGCGAACAGCUGGUGGAAAUUACAGAUUACGAUGUAGAGUUACAAAAUAUAGGAUUUGUUGAGAUCUUCCAUUAUUGCUUUAACUAUAUUGGCGUCUUAACAGGUCCAUAUUAUCGCUACCGCACAUACCUCGAUUAUUUCGAUAUGCCAUUUAAAGACUAUGCGCCUCAUAUUGCCGCUACAAUAGAGAAACUAAAGUAUGCCGGUCUCUACUGCUCACUUUAUUUGGUCGCUAACUACAUAUGGCCGCUUGAGUAUGCCUUGAGCGAUGAGUUCUAUAAAGAGCGUUCAUUUAUCUAUCGCCUUAUGUACGUAUGGCCGACAUUCUUUGUCUUUCGCAUGCGCAUAUACACUGGCUUAACGCUAAGCGAAUGCGUUUGCACUAUGGCAGGGUUUGGCGCUUAUCCCGACGAUGCUGAUGUUGCGAAUGGUGAAGGUCCACGGAAACAGUAUGCACAUUUGAAACGUGAUGCUGAAAAACAUAGCUAUAAUUUCACAACAAUUGUAAAUACACGAGUACGCAGCGUAGAGACAUGCUGGACAUUCCGUGAAGGUAUGAAACAUUGGAAUAUAUGUAUCCAAUACUGGUUGGCGGUGAACGUUUACAAGCUAUUCCCAAGCAAGAAGUACAGAACCAUCGUUACAUUGUUAUGUUCCGCCUUUUGGCAUGGUUUUCGUCCUGGUCACUAUUUCUGUAUUAUGGGUGCACCGUUUUACGUUUCCCUGGAAGAUAUAUGGAAUAAAUUAGUGCGCAAGGACACUGUCGGCCUGCAGCGCCAAAUAAUCGAUGUUAUCUUUUGGAUUGCAAAAUUUUUUGCAUUCAGCUACCUUGGCAUUGCUUUCCUUCUAGCAUCAUUCACUAAUAUAUGGAAAUUUUACAGCUCUGUAUAUCAUAUUGGUUAUGUGGGUUGGUUUGUUAUGAUGGCCUUGGGAGUAUAUUUGACAAAAAUUAAAAAGGCAGCGGAAAAACGGCGACAGCAAAAGGAUAUGAAUGAAGCAAAUGUUGCCAAUGCAGAAAAGGAGAUACUAAUAAAAGCAGAAUAAAUAUGAGAGGGCCUUGUAAUUAUAGUCGAGAGAAAUGAACUAUACAUAAUUAUAAAAUUAUAUAUUUAUAUAUGUGCUAUAUAUGUAUUAUUAUAUACAAAUAUGCUGUAAUGGCUUUAUACAUACAUACAAUAUUUACUCCAGGGCAGUUGAAAUCAAUAGAUGUACUGAAUAGCUUUAAAAUUUGACAAUGCGAAAAGGUGUAUGUAUUACCGUACUAAGAAGGUACUAGUUUUAUACGUAUACUACAGAUAAACGAGUUUCCAUUAGCUUAGUAUUUUAUGACACUACUACUAUUAACACUAAAGCACAACGUUUUGUCGAAAAUGUGAUAUGUAUUUAUUAUUUUAUGCCGAGCUGAUAAGUUCGUUAGCAUUCGAUUUGAAGAACGCAACAAUUUUUAUAUGCAGUUGAUUGUAAGUUAAUGUAUUGCUUUAUAUAUACAUAGUAUGCAUGUAUGUAUUUUAUUUUAUAUUUAGAAAACGCAUGUAGUAUAUGUAUAACUAUUUACAUAUGUAAAGCUUUAAAUUUAUAAAAAAAUUUGGUUUAAUUUAUUUUCGUGUUAUUAACAGUAAAUCCGUUAACGCACAAUGACGUUUUAGGGCAAAUUUAUUGUUAAUGGCUUAACUUUUUGCAAAUGAAAGUGCGUGUAUUUGGUGGCAUAAAAAAUUAAUGUUCUAGAAUUUAGAAGAAGUAGUUCAACGCCUUUGUUACCUGCCGUCUAAUAUAUAAAACAUAUUUCUGGUCCGAUGCAUUUACGUCUGCUAAAAAAAAAAAAAUCAUUAAGCUUACACAGCUUCUCACUUCGCGGUACCUUAAGUAACAGUUUUUAAAGUUUGGACUAUGUAAAUUUCCUUUUGGCCCACUAGCUAUUGAAAAUGAAAACCAGCCUAGAAGUUCAGUUUAUUGAGUUGAAAUUUGGCAAAAACAGUAGAUUAUUUGAGGUUAAGAAGAGAAAAACGAACGGUUAUUGAGUUUCGACUUCGGAGUCUUAUUCAGCGAGCAAAUCUAUAAGUAUCGAAAAUCGAAUAACUCGUAAAGGGUCGAAAAUAUAUUACUCUUGCACAAUACAAAAACUUUUAAAAAGCUAAGCUCCUGUUCCGACUAACGAGUUAAAUGCGUUUAAUGAGUAUUAUCAAUUUAUGUCUACAUAGGCAAUAAUCCAAUUAAAAUUAGAACAAUCUAUAAAAUGCGUUCAA